Exaiptasia diaphana is the source of this 1796-nucleotide messenger RNA. Its product is annotated as low-density lipoprotein receptor-related protein 6-like. Bases 129 to 593 code for a protein of 154 amino acids. The transcript has 2 exons. Lineage: Eukaryota; Metazoa; Cnidaria; Anthozoa; Actiniaria; Aiptasiidae. The record is from RefSeq and is a predicted model, not a curated record.
UUUGCUGUUUUGUAUUUGAACAUUGUCUUUCUAUAAGGUAUUAUGGUGAAAAUUUGGACUAUUUCUUCGGUUUUAGUCGCUCUUGAUCGGCAUUUCUGAUGUAUCACUUAGCAAAGGGUUGACUGAGGAUGCAAUCUAGCGUAUUUUUGCUGUUAUGUUUCAUAAAUUCAGCGAGCUUUACUUCAGCGUCUUCGCCAAGGUUGAUUUUCGCCAAUCGACGAGACAUUCGCAUUCUGCGACCCACGAAAGAUGGAAAAGGGAAUGAGACUGUUAUCGUUAGAGGACUAGAGGAUGCUAUUGCAUUGGACUUUGACUACAAACAAAAGAUCGUGUUCUGGACUGAUGUUAGCGAAGAGAAAAUCAAAAGCACUGUGYUAGGCAGUGGAAAUAUCAGCAAUGUUGUAUCAGUGGGCUUGAGACGUCCAGAAGGUCUUGCGGUYGAUUGGACUAGUCAAAAAAUAUACUGGACAGACUCAGGAAUCGAAACAAAUAGAAUCGAAGUCGCAAAUUAUGAUGGAAAACAUAGAAAAGUUUUAUUUUGGCAAAAUUUGGAUCAGCCAAGAGCAAUUGCUGUGGAUCCACGUUCAGGGUAAGUUGAAGUAUUGCGUGCAUUUACAUUUCGUCUGAUUGCUUCGAUUUGAGUGUACGUGAAAUCAACAAAUGGGAUUCGAUUUCGGGGAUUCCUAUUGAUCAUUGCUUCGAGAAGGUUUCUUMACUUGAAAUUGACAUAACGCGUUCGAUUCCGUGCGUUUGGCAAACCUAAUUAUCAAGUUGUUGUUCAGAAAUGCUCACAGUUCAAACUGUGUUCAACUCGGGUUUAUUGUUCUAAACGCGUACGUGCUAGCAUGAUGUUAAAUUUCCCUUAAAAAGCGUUUUUUACUGUAGGUAAAUGAACAGAAUGYUGUUAUUUGCUUUGAAAUUUUAAUACAGAAUGUUGAAGUGAAUGUUAUUAAUCCCUGGCUUUCAACCUGGUGUGAACUUGCAAUCAACACAUCUCUUACACUAGUUUAAUGAUGAGCUGAGUCCUGAUUUCAGUGUGUGAAUUAUACAAAUAACAAUGAGGGUCUCAAAGGCGUAUUACCGUGAACCCAAACCAUCUGCUCAUAUCUCAACUCUCGAUCCACCAAACAUCUACCUUCAUCYAAUAAGAAUACCCUCAAAAASCAACAUUUCACKUCUCGAAUACAAUGUUUAGUAUCAAUGAAAACGUGCUUUUUGCUCUUUUUCUUCUUCUACUUUGAAAAAAACCUGACAAGUCAUAAAACCAUUAGCAAAGUUUUAAUAAUGUGUUAUUUUGAUUUGAAGACCAAUAGGUUUUUGUCAUGGUAAAUAAUUGAAACAAUAGCACUUACUUAAGGUUUGGUUGUGGACCAAAUCUAUUGAAUGGAGGGUUAAUUAGGUCCUCCCUCCACUGAACACUGUAUUGUAUUUACUACCUACUCAAAGCACAACUGUUUGCAAGAGAUUUUGCUAAAAUYUAACUUAAUGUCAGUUGAUGUUUUAGGUUUUCUUCAUAUUUACAAUAUUUCAAACAUAACUUUUUUGGAAGGUUAACUGUUUGUCUUUUCAGCUAUGUUUUACUCUUACUGUUUAUAGCAGGUCUAGCUCCUCAAAGUAACUUCUUUUUAAGUAACUUCAGUUUACGUUUAACAUUUUCUUCAUUAUUUAAGUCAUUUCAAACAGAACUUUUAAAAAAAGUCAAACUGUUCUUCUUUUCAGCUGCUUUUCACGCAAUACCAUAUAGUGCUUUUUAUAGCAGGUUUAGCUCCUUGAAUUCCUUUACUAACUGUCAGUUU